GGCUAGUCAUCAUUUGUCGUAUGUUAUGGAGACUUUCGAGUAAACAGCACGAGGUUUCAGGAAUAAUGCUAAGUAUGCGGUUAACAAUAGCUAUAGGCGGGGAAAAACGAUGAUGAGUAAAUCUUUUGUGGAUUGAGUGCAACACGCAAUAAUCUUUAUCUUUUGGCGCGCAGCUUGUUGAAAACGAUCGGCAUUUCGCAUGCUGUGUCGCAACGGCUCUAUCUCGAUGGAGGUGUCAAGCGACCCAAUUCCACAAAAAACAGGACAGAAGGAGAAAAUGAAAAGGAAACAAUUUCCUGGGGGCAAAAUCACAAUUGCACCUGCCGAACCAGUCACUCCACAGCCACCUCGCCCAAUAGACUCUCGUGCCACACUAACCAUAGGAGACAAGACAUUUGAUUGUGAUGCCAGCGACCUUCAGUUACGACGAUAUCUUGGUCGUGGGGCUUAUGGAGUAGUAGAAGAAGUGGAACAUAGACCCAGCAAUACAGUUAUGGCUGUAAAGAGGAUCAUGGCCACUGUGAAUAAUAUGGAACAGAAGAGGCUGCUAAUGGAUCUGGACAUUAACAUGCGAAGUGGCUCUUGUCCAUACACUGUUGAAUUCUAUGGGGCCUUAUUUAGAGAGGGUGAUGUAUGGAUCUGUAUGGAAGUGAUGGAAGCCUCUUUGGAUCUACUGUACAAGAGACUCAAAGCAAAUAAUGAGUAUAUCCCAGAGUAUGUUCUUGCACAGAUUGCAUUUUCUGUUUUAAGUGCACUACAUUAUCUACACAGUGAACUAAAAGUGAUACACAGAGAUGUCAAACCAUCCAACAUUCUUAUUAACCGCAAGGGUCAAGUUAAAAUCUGUGACUUUGGCAUCAGUGGAUACUUGGUUGACUCCAUUGCACGCACUAAAGAUGCUGGUUGUCGACCAUACAUGGCGCCUGAGCGCAUCAAUCCUGAAGCUGGGGCACAGGGGUACGAUAUAAAAUCAGAUGUUUGGAGUCUAGGCAUCACAAUGAUUGAGCUGGCUACUAAUGAGUUCCCAUACUCCAAGUGGAAAACACCUUUUGAGCAGAUCAAGCAAGUAGUUAUGGAAGAAUCACCCAAGUUGCCCCCCAACAGAUUUUCACCCGAGUUUGAGGAUUUUGUUUCACAGUGCCUGCGAAAAGACUGCACAACACGUCCCAAUUACCAGCAGCUGCUUCAGCACCCGUUCAUCUUACAGGCACAGAAGGCACAAGUUGACAUGGCUGGCUACAUAACGUCUGUCAUAGAACGUCUGGGCCCUCUCAAUGAGGGGGUCCAAUGAAGUGGGCUGCCCAGACCAGUGUUAUGGCAUCUCGUGACAGACAGCCUAGCCCUGACGUUCCACAGCAGACAUUGUGUUAAUUUCUUGAUAUCUUUGUUCUUUCUUUCUGUGUAAUGUGUCUUCUGGGCAUCCUGUCUGUUGUAUAUGUACAUGCCGACAAUAACGGCUGCCAGCUGCUGUCCCCCAGGUGACAAAGACUGCAUCUUUUAUGAGAGUCUGUGAUGUGUGACAGGUGUGGAAGGACCAGUUGUCACUUGAUGCCAUACCACUGCUGUCGGGACUGCAGCUGGUAGAGUUUAUAUAAGUUAUAGCAGGUUGCUCAUCAUUCCAUAUCUCUUGUCAUGUGAGCUGAACCAAGGUCAGUUGCUAAUGAAGUCUUCUAAGGUUGACACCUGAGCAUCACAUGAACAUUUCUUUCAUUAUUGCACCUUUUUGUACAUUAACCAUUCAUUUGUUAAGUUGUUGAUUAUUUUAUGAUAAAUUUUUAUAGCUGGCUAUGGAGGCAAAAAAGGAAAUUUUUUAUUAUGGCAUAAAGAGUAUGAGUUUUAUUUAAACUUAUUUUAAAUAGGUUCAGUAGAUUUUAUUUUUUUUUUUUAAGGUUUCAUUUUAUUUUCAGUUCAUUUUUAUCUGAUUUAGCUUGAACUGAUUUGGUAAGCGGCAUAGGCCAAUGUGUUGAAACUCAUGCAGGAGCUGCUGUUAGUCUGCGUAUCAGUUAAUGAAGGAAAUGUCAGCUAUUGUUGACGAAUGGUGAGAUUUUGACAAGAAACAAGGAUGUGCUAAAAUGGUUUUUUCAGCUGUCUGCAUUCUCUUGAAAGGUUGCUUGGUAAUUUCCAUUUUAAUUCAAUCUUGCUGGUCUAUAUUAUGUACAUUUUAAAGAUUUUGGCCAGUCUGUGGUUUAUUUAUUUUAGGAAAAAAAAGUUCAGACUUGAAUAGGUUGCUUUUUUUAUUAUCAGAUUGCAUGUUGCUUAAUAGAUUACCAUUGUGGUUUUUUUUCUGCAUGGUUCCCUUAUUCUUCCUCCAGCUUUCAUGAAUGUAUGUGUGGGUGGGUGGGCACGUGCACACAUAGGUAUGUAUACAUUGGAAAGCUGGAUGACAGCUGAUAAUAAAAAAUGUUGAUGUUUAUAGAUGAGAAUUACAUAUGAUCAUAUGAUUAACAUGGAAGAAUUUAAGGUGUCAGAUAAGUCAGGUUAACAUUUUUAAUGUGUUGCUUUGAAAAAAACAAACUUACAGAAGUGGUCCUUUCCUUUCUGUAUGUUGUCGGGCUAUAUUUACCUCACAUCAGAAGAGUUACCUGAGGAGAGAUGCAUGGUAUAGCUGAAGGGUAUCUCACCAAUAUUUUGCUCUGCACCCACCCACCUGCAUGUAUGCUUGCAUUUAAUGCAGGAGCUAAAAAGAGAUGGUGCACUGUGAUCAAGAAAUGCCAGGUGUGCAACUUGUGCAGACUUCGGAUGAAUUAGUUCGGUUGAAUAUGCAGGACAAUUCUACAUGAAUAUAUUUAUCAAAAGAUAAGAAAAUGUGAUACUCACACAGAAAAUAUUAUUUACAAGUCUUUUUAUCCUGCGCUACUGCAGUUUGCUCAGUAUGUGAGUUUCUGAGUGCUCUUUUUUGCUUUAGAAGUUGCACUUUGCUCCAUAGUUACACCAAGUGAGAUGCGUAAUUGUGUUAUGGGUAGGUUUACUCCUGAACAACUUUGAGACAAGAGUUAUUUAGCAGUAAACUGAUGAAGUAAGCAUGAAAGGACAGAAGGUCACAAUGCCAGCAUAUUUGUUAAAUUAUUGCCUGUAAAUAUUGUACAUAAAUCAAGUCAUCGGUAUCUAUGUACCUCAAAGAAAAUUUGCAGUUUUUAGGAGCACAUUGUUAUUCUCAUUUUGAAGCUUUAUUUAAGGACAUCUUUGAAUGUCAUGUUUUAUAAGAUCAUGAAAAAAGGCACCCAUAAAAUAUGGCAGGUAGGGCUUGUACAAGAUCAUGUUUUCAUGAAAACUGCCACGUUGUGGUGUCAGUCGGUGGGUUGGGGGGCUUACCAGUUUCAGCAAUGUGCGUGCAUUUUGUCAUGAUCUGAAAAGCCUACAAUUUCUUCCUCCACACUGAUAUAGAUACUAACAUUAGAUCCUAGAAGUUUAUCACACUUGUUUGUGAGCAUUUGCAACAAAUGAGAUUUUUUUCAAAGGGAUUGUUGGUAUCAUAUUUUCACUCUGUUUAGCUGUAUGGUAAUCCAGAUUGUUUACCAUGCUGUUGUUUCAUUUUCAAAAUUGUGAUCAGGUUUGCUUUAUGUUUAGGGUAUCUCAGCCUCAUUAUCAAUCACGUUUGCAAACUAAAUCAUCCUGAAGGGACAAAGAUUUGUGACACAAGCAUGUUCUGCAGCUCAUAAACAUUGUAAACUUUCAGCUUGCUUUGGGAAAGGACAGCAUGAAAUGUACUUUUGCACUUUGUCCAAUGUACUACUAUUUAAAAAAAAAAAAAGAGAAACACUAUACUGAUAUGUAAAUAAAAUUACUAGAAUUACUAAAUGAUGCAACUUGUAGAGGGAUGUGUUGAUCACUGACAUGAAAUGCAAUAAAGUAACCUGAACUGUU
Molecule: messenger RNA, 3864 nt
Organism: Pomacea canaliculata
Lineage: Eukaryota; Metazoa; Mollusca; Gastropoda; Architaenioglossa; Ampullariidae
Product: dual specificity mitogen-activated protein kinase kinase 6-like
Exons: 9
Coding region: 200-1291 (363 amino acids)
Biological process (GO): MAPK cascade; protein phosphorylation
Molecular function (GO): ATP binding; MAP kinase kinase activity
Source: RefSeq, a predicted model, not a curated record